CGCAACCUUUCAGCAUCAGUCGUCGGUGAGUCUUGAAGCAGUGUGGACGCGAUCAUCCGUCGAGUGAGCGAAAGAAAGUGUCACUUUUCGGUUUGUAAACGGCUCAAUCUUCGGCAUGGACGGUAGAGACUGAAAAUAGACCGAUCUAACCUUCACAGCUAUAGUGUUCUACAGUUGGCGUGUUACUUAACCAAAUCGAGAGUGGAUCCGUGCUUUUCACGACGAUCACGACGAGUGGUGACAGUGCGUUUGUUGUUCGGAAAUGAUUCGUUCGAAUUAAGUGUCUUUUGAUAGAUUGUGCAGAAAUUCGCAAACAAUUAGUGGCGAUCAAUUGUCUGACAUUUGUGUUUUGUGUUUUGGGAGAGGUAUGGUGAAGUUUUGUAACCCCACGCGGCAAAGAGUUCACUCACCUGAUAGUAUGUUAGCAUAAGAGUUAGUGCGUUGGUGAAUCUGAAAAGAAAACAGAAAUUUCCUCUCGGUGACUAUUAAUAUCCUCGGAGAAAAAACACGCAAAAUCUCGUUUGGCUGCAGCGCAACUGACAUCGUCACCGAAGAGUGCUUUCCGUCUUCCCCAUUUGGCUCGGCUAAAUAUAUAAAUUUAUGUUUGGUAUGAAGCGAGCCUGUAAGGAAAAUGCGCGCUUCGAUGCUUCGAGGAAAUGGAUUAAAAACCAAUUGAAGUGAGGCGAUCACGUUUUCAAUUUCGAUUUCACUGCAAUAAGGUGAAACCAUAGUUCAGCAAUCUGCCCUGUAAGGGUUCCGGAGAUUGGUAUCCAGAGAAAAAGAAAGCACAUCUGCUGCAUAGGAUCGGUGGUGCGAUUGUGGAUAGGAGUUUGUUGUGAUGGGUAACAGAAGCCGAAAACUUUCGUGAACCAACCGUUAACUAGGCUUGAGUGAGAAACUGAAUACUGAAAAAAUAGUGUGUUGGGUGAGCGUGUGUGAGUGUUUCCCACAAAAGGUGCCAAAUAAGAAAACUUGUGGUGAAACAACAGUUAAGAAGUAAAGCGUUAGUACCUGCUCAGCAUAGUGAACAUAAAUGUGACAAGAAAACAUAAAUGUGACAAGAAAACAAAAAGGAGUGCCAAACGAGUGCGACCCGGAAUGCGAGAAAAUCAGUGCAAGCCGACAGUGACAGUGAAGACAGAGGAAAUUUACUGUCCGAAGACCAGUACGAAAUGCAUUCUAGUGCCGACGAGAAGUGUUUCGGGGAAAUAAUAAAUUAUUUAUUACGUCGGAAUGAUUGCCCACGAUAGCAAUGCCGCUUCGGAAUUUUACGGUUGCAUCCAACAGUGAACCAAAAUGAAAUUAUUUGUCGUGUUAAUUAACCUGGUUUUGUGCUUCAGUUUGGCUUAUCAGCAGGUGGAAACCAGGACGGAUAGUGACGAAGCCUUCGAUGUCUAUGAAGAUUUAGUGAGUGACAGAAGUGAGAAUCCAAAAAAGUCCAUCGCAGCUUUGCUGGCACAUGAUGGCAGUGAAAUUUUCCCCCCAAUGUCGAACGAUGGUCCAUUUGGAGACUAUCGCAUUCAAAGCCAUCAACAGUACGGGAGCAGUGCUUACCGCAAACAACAUGCUCAACGUUCACAGAGUCCGAGUUUCGAUCCGCACGAUGGCACACCGUACACGAGGGAGGUAGCAGUAAAGCAGGGCCGGAUCAAGGGCAUCGUUCGAGUGAUGCAUCCUCAGUCCGGACUCAAAAGUGUCGACCAGUAUCUGGGCAUUCCGUAUGCAGAAGCCCCUGUGGGAUCAAGACGCUUUAUGCCACCAAGUGCUCCCAUUCCGUGGACGGCACUCAAGAUGGCUAUCAAGAUGUCGCCCGUUUGUCCACAGAAUCUGCCCACCUUAAACAAUGUAAAUAACAACUACUCGAAGGGCAGAUACGAUCAGCUGAAAAGACUGCUUCCAUAUCUAAAAGUUGAGAGCGAAGACUGUUUAUAUUUAAAUUUGUACGUGCCUAGCUAUGAUGGAAUUGGACCGCAAGCAAAAUAUCCGGUAAUUGUGUACAUACAUGGUGAGUCAUAUGAGUGGAACAGUGGCAAUCCGUAUGAUGGAUCGAUCCUUGCCAGUUACGGGAGGGUAAUCGUAGUAACGCUCAAUUUUCGUCUCGGAAUUCUAGGUUUCAUGAAGCCAGGCAUUAGCGACCACACUACCAGCAAUUUUGGUUUACUGGAUCAGAUAGCUGCUCUGCAAUGGAUAAAGGAAAACAUCGGUGCAUUUGGCGGAGACAACAAGUUGGUAACAGUGAUGGGACAUGGAACGGGUGCUGCUUGUGUAAACUUCCUGAUGGUUUCACCUGUUGCCAAAGGAUUGUUCCAUCGGGCAAUUUUACUGUCCGGGUCAGCCCUGUCGGAUUGGGCCUUGACUCAGCACCCCUUGCAAUCGACCAUGCAGGUUCUACAGGGACUCAAUUGUCCGCUAAACGGUGAUAACGAUGAAGUCGCUACUUGCCUGCGACGGAAACGCUACAGUGAGAUAUUGAAUGUGAAAAUUGCCUCGCCACAAUUUUCCACUCGUUUCGGACCGAUAGUAGAUGGAUUGGUGAUUCCAAACACACCGCACAAAGUGAUGGGGCAGUAUAGCGACAUAUUUAGUGGGUACGACCUACUUUACGGGAUGACUGAGCUGGAAUCGUACAACAUCCUGAACGCUGUCGCUCUGACGUACGGGCUGCUCGAAAAUGAACGCGACAAUCUGCUGCGGUUCUACAUGCAGAACCGCUUCGAGAUCCGUCCUGACCUGGCGCUCGCCGCAACGCUUAAUGAGUACACCGGUAUCCUUACUGAUCCGAACAAAUCGCUGGCAGACAUCCACCGUGACACCUUGUUGGACAUUUUAUCUGAUGCCCGAGUUGCCGCCCCAAUGCUCCAGACCGGGCUCUAUCUGGCAAAAGUUAAUCCAAAAUGCUACAUGUACGUGUUCGGUCAUAAUAGUGAGGCCGGCGAGUACGGACGGCUUUCCCAAAGUGUUGUCGGCGAGGAUUUGGCCUACAUUUUUGGUGCUCCUCUUGGACCGGUUGGACCCUUUCAAACCCAUUACAACGCACGGGAGCGCCUUUUCUCCGAAGCCGUGAUGAAAUACUUUUCCAACUUUGCUCAAACUGGAAACCCAAAAGCUCCUUGGAAAGACUUGUUCUUAAAUAUGAACCCCGAAGAUUGGCGAUACUAUGACGUUGAUUGGCCAGAGUUCAACAGUGUCAAUCAAAGCUUUCUCCAUAUGGGUUUGACUCCUGUUGUGAGCCGGCAUUACCGACAGCAGUACAUGAAAUUUUGGAACCAAAAAUUACCGGAAGAGUUGAAAAGGAUUACUACGUCAAAACCGUACUCCCCAUAUUCAGAGCUGAUCAGCCCACCGGAUAGACGUAUGACAACUUCUAGUCCAGAAUUUGUUACUGGUCACAUUAAUUUGUUUCCUAUUAAAGUAGACAUCGAAAAGCCCACAGAAGACUCUUUUAAAGCAUUGGUUCACCGAAUGAAGGAUCCUGGGAUGUACAAUGCUCCGGCGUCUUCGAUAGGAAUUCCCGCUGAAGCUCCAGUUAAAGAAAUACCCAAACCUGAAAAUGUCGAAAAAGACAUGGAAAACUCGGAAAUGAUGAAAACUGAGGCUUCUCUCACGUUACUGAUUACGGUGGCAAUAGUAUUCUUGAUAUUCAAUAUUUUCGUUAUUGUAGGCUACAUAAUCAAACGUAAUGUUGGAAACAGGAAGAUGAAACGCAAAUUCGAUGAUAAUAUCCUCGAGAGUGCUGCAUCAAUGAAUGAAAAGCGAUCGAAACUCAAUGAUACUGAGGAUAGUUACAUUUUAGACUUGAUGCGAAAGUCAAACCCAUAUGAACCGGUAGCAAAGGCAAACAAUUUCACCUUACCAAGGCAGUUUAGUGGCGAGACAAUGGAUCCCCAUACGAAGGUGUGUGAUUGGAUUUCCCAGGACUAUGGAACAGUUUGUACGAAACAAAUUGAAUGCGAUGGAAAUGGUUCAUGCAAUAGAGAUAAUCUUCCUUUGCCACAAAAAGUGAGUGUCGCAAUUGAUGCCACGCCACAGGCUCGAAGCAACAGUGUUUUGCGACAAGAACCAAUCGAGAUAACGAAAGCCAAGUCAUUUGAGUGUGCUUCCCCAGAGGACUAUAGUGAAAGUGUCAGCCAAGAUUCACCGUGUGAUUCCGACAUCCGACAGCAGUGUUCUAGUUCUGGAUCAUCAUAUUCAUACAACGAUUGUGACUACAAAGUCGAACCGAAACAUUUCAAAUCUGAUGCGAAUCCAAUUUAUAAUAAUUACCCAUAUCAAAACGAAGAAAUUACCAGUUUUAUCGAACCUGGUGACAUAAAUGUCACGUCUCGAGAUAAAAGUGAAGAAAAAGACCCUCUCUCGCCAGAAGAGGCACUCAAAGUCAUUCAACGAAGAAACUUUCCCAAAGUGCUACCUGAUUACCCGAAUGGAGUCGCAGGCAUAACAGCUUCAAUGAAACGAAGAUCCUUACCACCGCAAGCCUUCCUCCUCGCCAACUCUCACAGUUUGCGGAGAGACAGCUCUCGAUUGGUGCCAGCUCCUCCUCCUCGUAUUUCAUCGACAUUGGGUCGAAGGUCUUCGAAAAAUAGAACAAGUAAUAAUUUCCUCAGCUCGCCACCCGUGAUGGCUGAAGAACCACCAAUUGAAGAAGAGCCUCCAAUCACGUUGAACACACUCCAUGUUGGACCAUUACUUCCCAAGCAUCAUGAAAACACUUACAUGACUAUGUCACGGCAAAACUCGGCAGAAACAGAACAGACCACGUCAACCGAAGAACCAGCGGUCGACAUCAUUUGUAUAGAACACAAACCAGAAAGUCAUUACAGUUACAUCAAACCGCCAAGUACGAUAAAACCCCCUACAUCGUUCAAGUCCUCUCCACCGAAAGAAUUGAAUCGAACCGAGAGUAGAGCAGAGCUUCAGCAAGCAUCGACGUAUGGUUCCACGCCACGUUUGCCGAUUACUCGGUCAGGCAGCAGCAUUAUGCAUCGAGAGAUGAGUUCCGAUUCAUCAGCCACUGACACCACAUCCGGCAGCACCGGAACAAUUAAGAUGCUGUAAUCAUACUUCGGUCCUACAUACAUACAACUGUCGAGUCCGAUGGCACUCGCCAUGUUAACACCCUCAGAACGCACCAACCGUGGUUUUUCACACACACUGCAUAGUAUUUAUGUAUUUAUCGACAAAAAACCCCUUCCAUGUCUCCAUGUCACGAUAAUUCCGAUCAAAUAUUUAUUUUAACUGUAUAAUUUAGUUGUAAACAGCUGUCAGGAGCAACGAGGGUACGCACAAUUGAGAAGUGUGAAGUUAGGUUUGUUUUGAUGUCGGCUAGCGACUAUCAAAAUGAUUACUUUUAUAAAGUUGUAAACAUAACACAAACACUCAUGCACAAGCACACAAACGUUCGGAAGUGUACUUGAAAGCAGUCGAAUAAAUUAACUCGUAAUGAAGUUUUAUAGCUAACAGUAGCUCA
This is a messenger RNA of Aedes aegypti (yellow fever mosquito), 5467 nucleotides long. RefSeq names its product neuroligin-4, X-linked. Gene Ontology annotation, cellular component: cell surface; synapse; postsynaptic membrane. Gene Ontology annotation, molecular function: neurexin family protein binding; signaling receptor activity. The transcript is spliced from 9 exons. The record is from RefSeq and is a predicted model, not a curated record. Gene Ontology annotation, biological process: postsynaptic membrane assembly; synaptic vesicle endocytosis; neuron cell-cell adhesion. Bases 1297 to 5055 code for a protein of 1252 amino acids. NCBI's taxonomy places the organism in Eukaryota, Metazoa, Arthropoda, Insecta, Diptera, Culicidae.